Messenger RNA from Brassicogethes aeneus, 1281 nucleotides. NCBI's taxonomy places the organism in Eukaryota, Metazoa, Arthropoda, Insecta, Coleoptera, Nitidulidae. The record is from the annotation of a GenBank genome assembly.
GUGGGACUUUGAGGUGUGGAGCAUAGUACAUUUGGCAACAUAGUAGGUACAUUUAACGUUUUACAAAUUUUACAUUUGUCAAUGACGUUUAAAUAAAGAUUUUGAAUUUAUGGCAUUGAUUUAAAAAUUUCAAAAAAUGUCAACCAUAGAAAAAGUUUAUAUAUCAACAAUCCCAUCCGAUAUCCAAGAUAUAGAAUUUUCCUAUGACAAUCGUCAUGAACUAAACUUGAGAAUUCUUCAAAGAAGAUCGAAAGAUCGCCUUUACGAUUUUUUGAGCCCAAACGGUAAAUAUCGCGAUGAAAACUACGAAAUCUACAAAAAACAGCUACAACAAUUCAAAGACGCUGCCCGAAAAUACAAUAGAUUGAACGAGGAAACUCUGGUAACAAACAAAAAGAGAUUAAAUCAAGAUUACAUCCUAGAAUUGGAAUGCGAUUUUCUUAAAAACACCGCGGAUUUAAUAACGGGCUGUCCAACCGACUGCCAUUGCAGAAAAAUGAAGAACAACGCUGUUUACACCAAAAUACGGACGUUACGUAAAGUGAACUACAAACCACCCGAUUUUUCUGAUAUUUGUUGCGUAGAAAGGUGGAUGAAACGAAAAAUAAUUUUGGAAAAAUUUGUAAAUUUGGUGAGAAAAGUUAUAAUUCAAAAUAGGGCCUCUAAAAAUUUGCAAAUGUUGAAAACUUUGAACAAAGAAAUCGUCCAUGAGUUGGAAUUAAAACACAGAAAAUGUUGCAAUGAAAGUUAUGGGGAAUUAUUUGAAAAAUUUGUAAAGUAAACAAAUAAAUUGAGGUUAGGUUUUUUGACAUAUUUAUUUUUGUAGUAAAAUAUACCUAAUUAUGAUUUUGUGGGAUUUUUGCUCUGCAUUUAAAAAUAAUAAUACAAAAAACAAUCGAAAAUCAAAUACCUAUGGCCUUAAAUGUAAAAUUAAGGUUAGAUUUCCCAAAAUCCAAUGUUUUUGGAAUCUUUAAAGGAAAAAUCAAUUAAAUGUCAUUUAAAAAUAAAAAAUAAUUUAUUUGGUAUCUAAUCCACAUUCUUUGGUUUACUCUUAAAAUGAUCCUCAAUUACAUGUAGUGGCUUAUCCUUGGUCUCAGGUAAAUAUAAAAUUAGGAAAAUGGUUCCUAAGAAACAACAGACCGCGUAAGUUAAAUAGGUACCAUCGGAAUCCAAAUUGAGCAGCAUGCUUGGCGUAACCUUGACGACGGCAAAAAUCAUUAUGUAAUUCACCAUGGCAACGAUACCGCUACCCAGCCCUCUGUUGGCCAAUGGGAAAACCUC